Fomitopsis serialis is the source of this 1320-nucleotide messenger RNA. RefSeq lists its product as uncharacterized. The record is from RefSeq and is a predicted model, not a curated record. NCBI's taxonomy places the organism in Eukaryota, Fungi, Basidiomycota, Agaricomycetes, Polyporales, Fomitopsidaceae. The transcript has 3 exons. The coding region runs from base 1 to 1320 and encodes 439 amino acids.
AUGGAACAGGAGGUGUGCGGUGGAGUUAAGUCUCCAUUCUGGAAAGAUUUGCCGUACGCCGACAUCCACGCUUCCAUCACCCCUGACGUCCUGCACCAACUGUAUCAGGGCGUCUUCAAGCACCUGGUAUCCUGGUGCGAGGACCUCCUCGGUCCCGAGGAGCUCGACAACCGUCUCCGGUGUCUCCCCGGCGCGUACGGUAUACGACACUUCAAAAAUGGGAUAUCGUCCCUCUCUCAGGUGUCGGGAAAGGAACGGAAGGAAAUGGCCCGGGUUCUUCUUGGAUGUCUCAUUGGGAAAGUACCUAGAUCCGUCAUGCUCACCUUCCGCUCACUUCUCGACUUCAUUUACCUUGCGCAGUACCCCACCCAUGACGACUCUACCCUCGAAUACUUGACGGAAGCUCUGAAGACCUACCACAAGAACAAGGACAUCCUGAUCAAGCUCGGGAUUCGAGACCACCUCAAUAUUCCGAAGUUUCAUUCCCUCGUCCAUUACGUGGAAUCUAUUCGACUCUACGGCACCACAGACAAUUACAACACCGAAAUGUUCGAGCGCCUCCAUAUCGACUUCGCAAAGAAGGCCUGGCGGGCAUCCAAUCACCGCGACGAGUUUCCGCAAAUGAUGAAGUGGAUCACCCGGAGAGAGAAGAUGGCUGCUUAUGAGGCCUUUCAGAAGGAGUGCCAAGCCAUGGAAGAGUUGGACGACUCUGAAGAGCCUCAAGAACUACAUCUCAAUCGUCGCGAGCUAGCCCGGACUUGGCUUCCCUUCGACCGGCUGGACGUAUAUCACAAGGUCAGGUUCAAGCCGUGCGAGAUAUCCGAGGGCAAGGAGGAGUCCGACGUGGUAAAAGCGGUCCCCGGUGCAGCUCGAGAGGGACGGAAGAACAGAUUCGACCCUGUCAUCGUCCUUGAGAACAAUGACGCUGAAUCCACAGGUUUAACCGGCACGAGAGCGGCCAGAGUAAAAGUCAUAUUUACUCUGCCUAAGACUGUCUCCGCCUCAAACGGACGCAGCCCUGCGCCGGCCUGGUGGCCCGAAGGUCCUCUCGCAUAUGUCGAGUGGUACACUCGAUUUUCGGGGGCUGCAGACGCAACACACCUCAUGUACUCGGUGAGCAAACCGCCGUCAACGGCCGACGGGCUUCCACCAGGAAAGAUCGUACCAUUCUCGCAAAUCAGACAGUCUUGCCAACUCAUCCCUUCGUUUCCGGACGGCACAGUUCCAGCGGACUGGACAACGGAAAAUACAUUGGAUAAAGCAAGCAAGAUGUACGUGAAUAACUGGGCCGGACUCUACGCGUAUCAAACCAUCUGGUAG